This is a messenger RNA of Andrographis paniculata, 1780 nucleotides long. RefSeq lists its product as uncharacterized. The record is from RefSeq and is a predicted model, not a curated record. NCBI's taxonomy places the organism in Eukaryota, Viridiplantae, Streptophyta, Magnoliopsida, Lamiales, Acanthaceae. The transcript has 4 exons. Gene Ontology annotation, cellular component: mitochondrion. The coding region runs from base 758 to 1579 and encodes 273 amino acids.
CUAUGGUACAAAUCUGGAAUUACACCGGGGGAUUUCAACGCUUCUUUGUUAUUCCUCCGUCUGGCCGCAGAGCCGCGCAGCCCGAUCGCCGUCGACAACCGCUACCAUCUCUUUUCAUAGUCGCCAUCACAGCUCCUAUUCCGCAGCAUCAUUUUGACCGCAAAAAAUUUCUUGACCUCCUCACCACUCCUCUUUUGCUUCUUUUUUUUCUUGAACGCACUCGCCCUCGCCUCCGCUUAACCACCUGACCCUGACGAUCGGCGGACGUUUAUGUGGCGAAUCGAGUUGUAAAAACCGUGUGAACUGCGGCUGGAAUAAGGAAUUGCGGAACUGCGUCACAGACGCGACUUUGAAUUCUACGAACGGUGUCCUGCAGAAGAAAAGCACCGGGAGCUUUUCGAAGGCCCUGCGGCUAUAAUGUGAGCGGUUGAAUUUGUGAAAAGAAAUAUCACUUUGAAGUUGUUUCACUAAUUCAUUUUGGAUUGGAGUUUUAAAUUAAUUCUGCAUAUCUACUUGUUUUUCAAUCAUAAUUUUCUGUGAUAAUGUCAUUGACUAUCAUAUUAAAAUUUUCCACAGCCCUGUCUGAAAAACUUGAUUCUGGGCAAUGUUGAAUUCUCUAUCUCUGUUGAAGUUCACCCCUUUGAUUUGUGUUUAGCGUUUGCAUUUAGCUAGAUAUUGGAGAAGCUCUGCAGCAUAUUUUGGUUGUGGGAGGAGUUGCAGAGUAAAAUUGUUUUUUAUAGUUUUUCUUUCAGUUGCAAUGAGUGCAUCUCCAACAAGAAGUGUUGGGUUGCCUCUGAUCAAUAUCCUCAGGCUAAAAGGAGUGCCCAUUCUGCAACAAUUGCACUUGGAGGAGAGACUGCUGAGGACCACUUCUGAUAACUGGUUCAUCAUUAAUGAUGGAACAAUUGAUCCGACCAUUGUAAUGGGUAUCUCCGGGAAGCCCAAGGAACUUAUCCACAUCGACUCUGUUAUAAGAGAUGAUGUUCCAGUCAUUCGAAGAUUUACUGGAGGUGGUACUGUUAUUGUUGAUCAGGCCACAAUUUUUGUAACAUUUAUAUGCAAUAAAGGUGCGGUUCCAGAUUUGCAAUCCUAUCCUAAGCCCAUCAUGUCAUGGAGCAGCUUAAUCUAUGAGAAAGUAUUUCAAGGAAUUGGUGAUUUCAGACUGCACGAAAAUGAUUACAUACUUGGCAACCGCAAGUUUGGUGGAAAUGCCCAAUCGAUUAUAAAAAAUAGGUGGGUUCAUCAUACAUCCUUUCUGUGGGAUUAUCAGAAGAGUAAUAUGGGCUACCUCAAGAUGCCAAAACGCGCUCCUAAGUAUAGACAGGAAAGGGAUCAUUUGGAGUUCAUUUGCCGUAUGAAAGACUAUAUAUCAAGGUCAAAUUUCAUAGAUAGAACCAUUGAUGCAGUAGGCAACCAUUUUGUGUUAAAAUCUGAAGACCUGGAAGAUGCCCAAAAUCAUUUAAGCUCAAACUUUGCACCCACAAGUAGGCUUCUGACAAGGGAAGAAUUGGAAAGAGACUUAGAGUUGGAGAGAACGACUUCCAACUCCUUGAUGGAUGAUGCUGCUCUAAUCUCCUAACUACAAUGUUACUACUUACUACACUGGUAUGGUUUAUCUAUCCUAAUAAAUCUAAAUAUUAUGUGCUAGAUUAUUUAUUGUGCGCCAGAAAAGUAUUGCACAUCGGACAUUUUCGUAUGCCUAAAUUUUUGUAUGAACAAUUUGUAUGUUGAAUAAUGAAUUGUGGAAAAUGGCAAAACUUUUUUCUGGGAUCGAUGAUAA